This is a messenger RNA of Hypoxylon fragiforme, 1890 nucleotides long. RefSeq lists its product as uncharacterized. The record is from RefSeq and is a predicted model, not a curated record. NCBI's taxonomy places the organism in Eukaryota, Fungi, Ascomycota, Sordariomycetes, Xylariales, Hypoxylaceae. The transcript has a single exon. Gene Ontology annotation, molecular function: protein binding. Bases 639 to 1409 code for a protein of 256 amino acids.
UAUAUAUAUAUAUAUAUAUAUAUAUAUAUACAUAUAUCAAGAUUGAUAUCAUUCGAUGCUAUAACUUUAUGUACAUGUACCUAAGGAUAUCAAGUGCCUCAUAAGGCUUUCUAACCCGAGCCUGCAGUUUUAUAUCCUAGUUUAAAAUCUGCGAGCAAUGGCACAGCAGAGAAAACAACUAUUUUCAACCCUCAUCUUUGGUUACAAAUCGCAUUCACAAUAUGGGGGAAUUCUAGGCAGCUGCAUGGCAAGCCAUGUUUAAACAUGGUUGCCAUCAUAUGGAUACUUGCCAUGCAAUGUCUCAGCCCAGCUGAACUGACUCCAGUAUCUCCUCCAUUGCCUGUUCGGACAUCAUUCGAUCUCUUGGUAAGAGAGGUAUGCGUAAGGGCACGGUGCAGCUAACUGCCUCAGCAAGUAGGUACCUACCUAGGGAGGUAUAUAUUUAGUCUCGAGUCCCAUUUGUGAAGAUGGAGUAACCAUAGACAUCAAGAUAGCUGUUCAGGAGACCCUAGGGGUAUUUAUUUAUUGUCGUCAUUACUGUUAUUUCUAUAGUAUUCCGUAUUAUACGAUUCCCCCCAGGACUCAAUAUCACUUAUAGCUAUUAGGCCAACGUAGAUCUAUUUUAGUCCUCUUUCCCAAUGACGAAUGAUAGCAGAUUCGAGCAAGACCACUACGGAAACCAUUGGCCCCUACAAUACGUACUCAACUAUGAUCGGAAUCCAACUCAAGCAGAGAGUCAACUACUGCAGCUCCCAAGGCAAAAUGACCCGCACUCCUCCUGGAUCCAAACUCCACACCCAGCCCAUUCGCGUCAAGUCCAGCGGGUUGCAUACCAGCUAUCCAAGAAGACCCUAAGCCAGUACCUCGACGUAACCCCGGCGCCCCUCCCCCUGCCGAGAUUCGGCGCGCACCUAGAGAGCCUACCGCAGAACGUGCUGGACCGCAUAUGCUCGUACGUUCCCUACGAGCACCUCCUGACGCUGUACCAGCUGUCGAAGACGCUGCACCGGGUCGUGAACCCGUACCUGGCGCCGUACGACACGAUCCUGUCGUUCGUGCUGCGCGCCGAGCGCGACUUCGAGAAGCACUACAAGAACGAGCAGUUCCUCGGCUGCUACAUGUGCUACAAGGUGCUGCCCGCCUCCCUCUUCGCCGUCGACCAGCCCCUGCAGGCCCUCCUGCGCGUCUCCCCCUUCGACGAGCAGUCCCUCGUCAACCUCCGCCGCUUCUGCAUCCUCUGCGGCGUCAAGUGGGGGUGCCACAGCCCUGGCAAGGAGCUCACGACACGCACGGGAGAGCGCUUCUGGAUCUGCGAUUGCUUCCAUGUGCAUAAUGACGGCACGCCCGGCUGCAAGGAGUGCAAGGCGCCGAGCCCGCUUGAGCAGCGAGGGCCGAGACGGAGGAAGUAGAUGUAUAGAUUUAGAUACCAGGUGCUGUUAUUCCAGCAAUUUGUUGAGCACGAGAAAGUUGUAUGGGUGGUUGUUGUCUCAAACUUCGCUGGGCUGAGUUGAGAACUGGAAUGAGCGUUGUUCGUUUCAUACUUCUAUAUCUUCUGGGGGUUAAUAUCCUUGUCACAGCCGGGGAGUUUCAUAUCAGCCUUCGGCACACGAGGUUGAGUGUGUUCAAAAGUUCAACAUUUAUUUUUUAUUUUUACAUUCAAUGGGGCCUACAGCAAGUUAGGUUGUUUCUGGGGAAAGAAACUGGCUAACAAGGUCAAGGUGGUGUAUUUGAUUAACCUAACCUACGAGUUGUCGAAGUAAUGAACUAUUGAAGGGCUGAUAUCCAGCUGUAGUCCUUUACGUGGGAUCACGUUGAAUACCUAAAUAACGGCCGUGUGAAUAUUGUGGUUCCUAGAUACCUACAUACCUACCUAGUAGGUAGACACUGGAC